Molecule: messenger RNA, 2410 nt
Organism: Hibiscus syriacus
Lineage: Eukaryota; Viridiplantae; Streptophyta; Magnoliopsida; Malvales; Malvaceae
Product: pentatricopeptide repeat-containing protein At4g22760
Exons: 1
Coding region: 313-2037 (574 amino acids)
Biological process (GO): RNA modification
Molecular function (GO): protein binding; RNA binding
Source: RefSeq, a predicted model, not a curated record
UUCUUACAUAAACUUGAUUUCUAGAACUCAAUGCUUCUUUUUCUUUGAUUCGUUUACAUCUUUUAAGUGUGGGAUUUAUCAUUUUGGAGCAUAAAAGCAAAAAAAUCUGUCAAGUUUGAUAUUUAUUAGGAUUAUCUCCACAAUUUAUGAAACAUUCUGCUGAAUUACAACACUGGAACAGAGUUAGAUUGAAGUGAAACUCUGAAACAUUUGGUUAUUUCUCUAUAUCUUGAUUUGAUUGAUUUCAAUCUUAGAGAUUUCCAAUCCAAGUGGUUUAAUUUAUCCCCCUUCGAGCCAGCCUUUGUAUGUUAGAUGUUGCUUCAUAGGGUAAAGAGAUUCUUAAGUAAUCAGCUAACUAUCAAACAGGCGAAGCAAAUUCAUGCUCAAAUCCUUAUUUUCAAUCUUAACCACCUUCAGCCCUUGUUGGUUCAUCAGUUGCUUCUGUCGAAAACCAACUACUCUGCAAGUGUUUUCAUGUAUGUUCGAGAAAUCCUCUACCAUUUGCCCGAUGCUUUUUCAUGGGGUUGCACUAUAAGGUUUCUAUCACAGCGUGGGAAGUUCCAAGAAGCUUUUUCUCUUUAUGUUGAAAUGCAGAAGCUUGGAUUGUACCCAAGCACACACGCCAUGUCGUCUGCUUUAAGAGCUUGUGCUAGGACUGAGAGUAAAACCGGUGGGAUUUCGAUCCAUGCUCAGGUUCAUAGAUAUGGGGUUUGCAAUUGUGUUUUUGUGCAAACAGCUCUUGUGGAUUUCUAUACGAAACUGGGUGAUAUGGAUACUGCAAAAAGGGUUUUCAAUGAGAUGCCUGAGAAAAAUGUGGUCACAUGGAAUUCGAUUUUAUCCUGGUACUUGAAAGCUGGAAAUUUAGGAGAGGCUCAGAGGGUUUUCGAUGAGAUGCCGAAGAAAGAUGUUAUAUCUUGGAAUUUGAUUCUUUCAGGGUAUGCAAAGACGGGGAAUAUGGAUCAAACGCUUUUGUUUUUUCGGCAGAUGCCGGAGAAAAGCUUCGCUUCUUGGAAUACCUUGAUUAGUGGUUAUGUUGAACAUGGAGAAAUAGAAUCAGCUCGGAGAUUCUUCGACAUGAUGCAUCAAAGGAAUAAUAUUACUUGGAUCACAAUGAUAGGUGGGUACACUAAAUGUGGGGAUGUAAAGUCUGCUCAAGAACUCUUCGAUAAAAUGCCUGAGAAAGAUAAUUUGGCCUUUAAUGCCAUCAUAUCUUGCUAUGCUCAAAACAGCCAACCAAAGGAAGCCCUGAAGUUGUUUGAUGAGAUGCUUAAAUCAGGUACCAGUAUCCAGCCAGAUGGGGUAACUUUGGCAAGUGUUAUAUCUGCUUGUGCGCAACUAGGGGAAUUGAAAUUUGGUUCAUGGAUCGAGUCAUACAUAAAUAAGCAUGGAAUCCAAAUGGAUGACCAUAUGGUUACUGCUUUAAUUGAUUUGUAUUCAAAGUGUGGGAAUGUUGAUAAGGCCUUUAACUUUUUCAAUGGUCUGAUGAAAAAAGAUGUUGUUUCUUACAGUGCAAUUAUAGCGGGAUGCGCCAUCAAUGGUAAGGCUGAUGAUGCCAUCAAGUUAUUCCAGAAAAUGGUGGAUGCACAAAUUCAACCAAAUUUGGCUACCUUCACUGGCUUAUUAACUGCCUAUAAUCAUGCUGGCCUGGUUGAAGAGGGCCACCAAUGCUUUAAUUCUAUGAAAGAUAAUGGAGCUGUGCCUUCAACUGAUCACUAUGCAAUUAUGGUUGAUCUUUUGGGCAGGGCAGGAAGACUAGAAGAGGCAUAUGAAUUAAUAAAAAGUAUGCCUGUGAAGCCCCAUAGUGGCGUUUGGGGAGCUUUGCUUCAUGCAUGUACAGUACAUAAAAAUGUUGAAUUUGGAGAAAUUGCAGCUCGGCAUUGCUUCGAGUUGGAGCCUGGUACAGAUGGUUAUUAUUCUCUCCUUGCCAAUAUUUAUGCCUCUGUGGGGAGGUGGGGUGAUUCCCGACGAAUGAGAAGGAAUAUGGAAAGGAAGAAACUGGCCAGGAUACCCGGUUGUAGCUGGACAGAAUUGACUUGAUUCUUCCUCCUUUGACAGGAGCAGGUAUUUACUGCCAACUUAGAUGCCAUCGAACUCGGAAUAUGAUCUGGGACUGUUGGCGAGUUGACAUUGAAUGGGCCAGCUUGUCCUUCAACAAAAUGCACGUAGUACCACAUAAUUUGGGUACAAGAACAUCACUAGAUGACAAAUCCAAUACUAUGCUGUCUCUAGUUUUCCUUCUUUUCUGGACUUUCUCAUUGUAUCUCAAGGAUUCUGUUCUAUUAUGAUUUUGCAAUGAUCAUCCCAUGGCACAGUUCAUUGUCAAUUGGAAUGCUUCGAUGCCAUCAUCGUAAAAGUUUACAGAACAUUUGUUUGUGCAACCGGACGUGUCGGGAUGAAACGGAGUGGCAUA